CUGCGAGGAGGGACAUCCUCCGCUCUGUUGAAUCGCCCCCCGAGCGGCCAGCCUCUCCUUCUCCUUCAUCCCGGUGCAGAACCAACACCAUGGCCCCCAAGAAACCAGAACCCAAGAAAGCAGAAGCUAAGAAAGAGGAGCCCAAGGCGGCCCCUAAGCCAGCACCCCCACCCGAGCCAGAAGUCCGCAAGGAAGUGGAGUUUAACCCAGCACACAUCAAAGUUGAAUUCACUAAUGAACAGCUUGAAGAAUUCAAGGAAGUCUUCAUGCUCUUCGACAGAACUCCGAAAGGGGAAGGGAAAAUCACGUACGCGCAGUGCGGAGACGUCUUGAGGGCUUGCGGGACAAAUCCCACCCAGGCGGAAGUUCUCAAGGUCCUUGGCCGGCCCAAGCAUGAUGAAAUGAACCACAAGAUGUUAGACUUCGACACCUUUCUGCCCAUGCUUCAGCACAUCUCCAAAGCCAAAGACACCGGGACCUACGAGGAUUUCGUGGAAGGCCUGCGGGUUUUCGACAAGGAAGGGAACGGCAAGGUCAUGGGAGCCGAACUUCGCCAUGUUUUGGCCACUCUCGGCGAAAGGCUGACUGAGGAGGAGGUCGAUAAGCUAAUGGUUGGCCAGGAAGACUCCAAUGGUUGCAUCAGCUAUGAAGCGUUUGUGAAGCAUAUCAUGGCAAGUUGAAUGUCAGGCUACGUCCACUGGAACUGGAUACCGAGAUUGGAUUUCAACCAAACCCGUGGAAUGGAAUUAGUAUUUCUACUCGUCAGAAUCGAUGCUCAGAUCCCAUCAACUGUCUUGUGUUUGUCUCUGUCCCUCUGGGAUGGGCUCUUUUUCACUCUGUCUGGCCACCUCACACCUUUCGCCAUGUCGUUCCCUCUGCUUGGAACAGCCACCUCCGCUUCCUUCUCCUGAAUAAGCCCAGCCCUCUCCACAGACCCACUUCCACUGGUUUCUCUCUAUCCCCUUAAUUCUUUGGAGCAACUCCAUCCUCUGCCUGUCUUUUUCCUGUAAUAAAGACACCAGACCCCUGAGCUGGGAUGCUGAGACUCAGUGUUCUAGGCAGAGAGCAGUGUUGGCACUCAAUUAGCUUGAAAUUGUAGUCCUCUACUACUACUACUAGUAGUAGUAGUAGUAACACAAUAGUAAUUUACUACUAGUAGUAACACAAUAGUAAUUUACUACUAGUAGUAACACAACAGUAAUUUACUGCUAGUAGUAACACAAUAGUAAUUUACCUCUAGUAGUAACACAAUAGUAAUUUACUACUAUUAGAAAUAGUCCUGGCAACUAACCACUAUUAGGCCUCUCUUACUGACACACGCAAAAGCAUUAAUCUUUGGCUCUUGUAUGUAGCUGUGCUAAAAUGGCUAUAUCUAGCGAAGCUACCUCAUGUUCCAGAGAAGUUAGCCAAACUGGUUAUUGGGAUGUAUAAUAAUAAUAAUAAUAAUAAUAAUAAUAAUAAUAAUAAUAAUAAUUUAUUUGUACCCCGUCCAUCUGGCUGGCUUUCCCCAGCCACUCUGGCGGCUCCCAACAGAUGAAAAACAGAAUGAAACAUCAAGCAUUAAAAACUUCCCUAAUCAGGGCUGCCUUCAGACGUCUUCUAAAAGUCAGAUAGUUGUUUAUGUCCUUGACAUCUGAUGGGAGGGUGUUCCACAGGGCGGGCGCCACCACCGAGAAGGCCCUUUGCCUGGUAUAUGCCUUAUAAAGUGCCGGUUUCAGAAUCUGGGGAAACUCAGAGGCCUGGACAUCCAUCUGUGCCUCUCUUUAGCUCAGGUGUGCUGAGACUCUGGGGGUCCUUGGGGGGUGCCAGCUUAUGCCUAGGCAUGCCACCCUCUUGAACCGGCUGCAGCCUCAAAUGUUAGCAGGAAGAAACCCCAAAGAUCGUGGGGGAGAGUCCCAGACUACACAGCUUUGUGGUUCGGCACAAAGCCAAACGAAGCUUUCCAGAAAGAGCAGAGGACUCUGCUUUUAUACUGAGUCGCGCCAUUGCUCCACCUAGGUCAGCGUUGUCCCCACUGAGCAAAAACAGUGGCUCUCCUGGGCUUCAGCCCAGGGGUUCCAGAGACCCACCGGGAGAUGCCAACAAGGAUCGAACCUCACACUUUCUGCGGGUAAAGAAGAAGAGACAUCAAACAAGCACAUUCACACUUUAUCCCUGUCCGUCUGGCAACCUGGGAACAGAAGGAGAAAAGUCCCCUCCGUCUAGCUAUCUGGCUCUUGAUGACUAACAGUUGUCCAGUUUUGCUGCCUGGUACCUGGAUAAUAAAUAUUUGCAUCGUCAUUUA
Zootoca vivipara (common lizard) is the source of this 2284-nucleotide messenger RNA. RefSeq names its product myosin light chain 3 (gene MYL3). Gene Ontology annotation, molecular function: calcium ion binding. The record is from RefSeq and is a predicted model, not a curated record. Gene Ontology annotation, cellular component: myosin II complex. Lineage: Eukaryota; Metazoa; Chordata; Lepidosauria; Squamata; Lacertidae.